Molecule: messenger RNA, 1174 nt
Organism: Eubalaena glacialis (North Atlantic right whale)
Lineage: Eukaryota; Metazoa; Chordata; Mammalia; Artiodactyla; Balaenidae
Product: disintegrin and metalloproteinase domain-containing protein 30-like
Exons: 1
Coding region: 62-1174 (370 amino acids)
Biological process (GO): male gonad development
Cellular component (GO): plasma membrane; external side of plasma membrane; sperm head plasma membrane
Source: RefSeq, a predicted model, not a curated record
UGUUACGGGCUGUGUACACGAUGGUCCAGGUUGUCACUGUUUUCGAAGACAUCGCUGCAUCAUGGCUCCUAGGCCUGGUCUUCUAGAUAUGAUGAGCAAUUGUACAUAUAGCCAACUGCAUCACCGGGUUUCUAUGUGGGAUCCUUGUUUGAGUGCACCAAAUGUACCAUACCGUAAUUUUCCUUAUGUAGCUGCUCGUUGUGGUGACAAGAUCCAAGAUGAGAGGGAAGAAUGUGACUGUGGCACCUUAAAAGACUGUAGUCAGGAUCCGUGUUGCAAUACCAAUUGUGCCCUCAGCCUUGGCAGUACUUGCAAUCAUGGAGGUUGCUGCUGGAAUUGUAAAUAUGCUCAACCUGGAACUCUUUGCAGAGAUACUCUUGGUAUUUGUGAUCUACCAGAAUACUGUAAUGGGACAACGCAUGUUUGUCCAGCUGACACUUAUAUCCAGGAUGGAACCCCAUGUUCGCCAUUAGCUGUUUGUGUGAAGGGAAACUGUAGUGACCGUGAUAUGCAGUGUCAAGCCCUCUUUGGCUAUAAAGUAAAAGAUGCUGCACCAGCAUGCUAUAAAACAUUGAAUAUCAUAGGUGACCGAUUUGGGAACUGUGGUGUGAGGUUGAUUCGAGGAGGAGGAAAACCUGUAAAAUGUGAACAAGAUGAUGUUCUGUGUGGAAUGCUGCACUGUGCUAAUGUGGAGGAACUUCCUGGUGGUGGGGAGCACACUACAUUUCAUCAUAUGGUACUACAAGGUAUUAAACCAGAAAGCUGCUUUGGGUACGAUGCCCACUAUGGGAGAGACUCACCAGAAAUGGGGCUUGUAGUGGAUGGUGCAUCAUGUGGCCCAGGAUCAUACUGUAAGGACCAAAAUUGUACUUUUUCUCAAGACAUGCGUUUUGACUGUGAUGUCAAGAAGUGCACUUACAGAGGGGUAUGCAACAACCAAAGACAUUGUCACUGUCAGCGAGGUUGGAAACCACCAAAUUGUAGCGAGAGAGGACGAGGUGGCAGUGUAGAUAGUGGCCCCCCACCUGACAGAGAAAUAGGUAUUCGAGCCAGGGUACUAAUGAAUAUAAACAGAGGAACAGCUCUACUGCUUCUUCGUCUUUUCCUUCUUUUGCUUUCAGUGGUUAUAGGUGCCUUUUACCAUGUGAAAGAUAUUAUGGCAAAUGAAAAAUAA